Pimephales promelas (fathead minnow) is the source of this 954-nucleotide messenger RNA. RefSeq names its product G protein-coupled receptor 183-like. The record is from RefSeq and is a predicted model, not a curated record. Gene Ontology annotation, cellular component: plasma membrane. Gene Ontology annotation, biological process: positive regulation of Rho protein signal transduction; phospholipase C-activating G protein-coupled receptor signaling pathway. Gene Ontology annotation, molecular function: G protein-coupled receptor activity. Lineage: Eukaryota; Metazoa; Chordata; Actinopteri; Cypriniformes; Leuciscidae.
AUGGAGGGUCGACUGCGUCAUGACACAAGAUUCAGCUACAUCUUCAGAAGCAACCCGUCCGCCUCUAACCUGACAACCGAUUCAGUCAAUGCGACGCAUGCCUUCAAUGUGUUUGAUGGGUGUGAAGACAUGAUGGCUGGUUACAAUUUUGAUCUAGCUAUACAGUCCAUCAACGUGAUCGUAGGAAUACCUGCCAACAUCCUGGUCUUAGCAACCCUGAUAAACACGCGGAAUGAGCCUUCAACUUCUGACAUCUUCCUGGGCUGCCUGGCUUUCAUGGACGCCUACUUUGGAUUUAUGACUAUCAUAGCGUUCCUCAAUCUCUACUACUGGAAAAGUGCUAUGGGUUGGAGGGCUUUGAAAUUCUCUUAUGGCGUUAAAGACACCACCGGGCCGCUCUUCCUCUCGUGUGUCUGUCUGGAUCGAUUUAUAGCCGUUCUCUUCCCCAUCGCAUUCGGACAGUUGAAGGACAUCAAAUACAGGAUCGGCCUGAGCAUUGUGGUUCUGCUGCUCACUUUUGCUUAUGCUUCGGCCAAAGCUGUUGGUGGUCUGCCCAACUUUGAAAAGGUUUUCACUUUUGAGGUCUUGUUUGCUUUUACCUGGAUGGUGGUGUGUAACGUGACCAUCCUCUGGGCCCUGAAACGCUCACGAGGCUCUGGUAAAGAUGAGAUGCAUCCGAUGAAAAGAAAGGCGUUUAAGAUGGUGCUGUCUAUCUUGAUCAUCAUCGUGAGCAACUAUCUCCCUCCACUUGCUCUGUUCCCCUUUGAAGACCAUUAUCCACACAAGAUCUUCACUUGCUAUGUACAGCCAGUGGGUUAUGCCUUCGUAAACAGCAGCAGCACUAUCCAGCCCUUAACUUAUUUGUCCCGCCUGGAGAAAGUACCAUUCUUGCCUGAUUCUUGGGUAAAGAAGUUAAGCUGCAAGGAACAAGACAAGCCCUUAAAGGAAUGCUAG